CUUGCUUUGUUUCGUACUUGAUGUGAAGCCGGACGGUUGUGCUCGCUGCUCCGCCACUUAAAAAAAAAAAUCAAACACCCCCCGCUAAAACAUACAUGAUAAUAUUUCUUAAUUCAUUACUUCACAGUCUCUCAUUAUACGCACGUUUCGUAACUUGACAAGUAUUUAUUUAUUUAUUAAAUUGUUUUUAUUUUUCAACAAUUGUUUUAUUUUUUUUGUUUUUUUUUUUUUAUAAAUGACUUAAUAAAAGUGUUACUCAGUAUUAAACCAAAAAAAAAACGCGCUUGUUAUUCGUUGUAACAUAAUUUUUUUUUUUACAAAAACUUAAAUUUUGUAAAUGUUUAAAUUUUAAGGACUGUGAUAAGCAUGGCGGGAGACAACCAACAUUUUUGUCUGCGCUGGAACAACCACCAAAGCACGUUGAUCAGCGUUUUCGACACGUUGCUGGAGAGCGGCACGUUAGUCGAUUGCACGUUGGCGGCCGAAGGACAAUACCUUAAGGCCCACAAAGUCGUUUUGUCAGCAUGCAGCCCAUACCUAGAGCUAUUAUUAAGCCAACAUUAUGAAAAGCAUCCAAUCGUCAUACUUAAGGACGUUAAGUUCCAAGAACUAAAAAGUAUGAUGGAUUACAUGUAUAGGGGGGAAGUCAACAUUUCCCAAGACCAGUUAAGUACGUUCCUGAAAGCUGCAGAAUCCCUGCAGAUCAAGGGUCUGACUGAUGGUGGUGGCAACGAAGACAGCACAGCCUCUUCAGCACCGGUCAAGGCACCUGUUGCCACUCCGGCUAGGAAACCAAUUCAACAGUCUAUCACACGUGGUCCAUCUACUGUAGCACAGGGUUUAACGAUAGAGAGGAGGCCAGAAAGUCCACACAUCAGGUCUCGUGAUGAUAGUGCCUCACCUACUAGAAAACGCAGGCGCAACCAGCGCAGGCCGUCAACAAGUGACGAUCCUGACAGUCAUAUUGAUACAAGCAACUCCUGUGAUGUACCGCCCCUUCAGUCCGGAGCCCUAAGCGGCGUCGGUGUUCCUAACAUUCCUGCCACCAUAACCAAAGGUGCGCCGUUGGAUGACGGUGAUCAUGAGACUGAUAACAGCCGCAUCAACAACCACGAUGCAUCAGCUGCUGAUGGUGUGGCAGGACCAAAGAUCGAACCGACUGGUGAACUGAUUGAACCUAAGACUGAGUAUUUGGAAGAAAUGAACAACGAAGACAGUAUAGAAGACUUGACAUUGGAUGAUGAUGAUGAUAUGGACAAUAGUAUGGACAUGUCAAGAGCUGGACCAUCGCAUGACAACUCAAACCAAAGUUUUAAUCAAUGGCCAAUGUCUGGAAACCAAACCACGGAUGAAGUAUUUAUGAAUGCACAAGAAGCAGUUGGAGCUCACAGGGAUACUCAAGAUGAAAUGUACCAAACAGACAUUCAUUCAUUAUAUCGUUAUUUUUGUCCAAAUAAAUGUGGACGCUCAUACAAAAGAAAAAAUGGACUUACUCAACAUUUAAAUUAUGAGUGUGGUAUUGAACCGAAGUUUAAAUGUUUUUUGUGUGAAAAAAAAUGUGCCCAAAAAUCUACUUUGAAAAUACACAUGAUAAAAGUUCAUAAAAUAACAAGACAAAAUAUGCAGUGGUGAUAAUUAUUUUCUUAUGUAAAAGCUGAGUUAAAUUUAAAUACCUAGGUACUUGCAUAUUUUUGAAUGUUAUAAAAUAAUUUUAACAUAUAGGAUAUACAGUUUAAAUUUAAGUCUAAUAUUGUAAUUUUUUAUUGAACAAUAAUUUUAACAGUUUGACAAUAAAUUGUAUUAAAAGAAUCGCACGUAUUUUAUGUGUCACUCAAUACCAAAGUAAUUACUAAUUAUUAGUAGAAAUAAAUCGAUUUUAUGUUACCAUAAAAAUUAUUGUUCCUAUAAUUAUUACCAUUAUAAAUUAUACAUUUUAGUAGUUUAUUAUUGGCAAUUGUAUUUUAGGAAAGCAUAAUUUAUUAAAUAUUAUUAAUACUGCGUUAUUAAUUAUUAUAUAGAUACUAAAGUAGGUAUAUUGAAUGAUAUAUAAGAAAAAAAUGUCUUAUCAUAGAUUAUAUUAAUACAAUAAAGUCAAUGCUUCUAUUGCAUACCCAUAUUUUUGAACUUUGAGUAGAACUGAGUUCGCAAGCACAUUUUUGAAUCAGGGUUUAUAAAUAUUAUGUAAUUAUUUUACAUAAUUUCCAAAGAACUACUUAUUUUUAAAAUAAUAACUAUAAACGCCUAGGUUUUUCCAAAUUCUUCUAUUGCAUUUUCAAUAAAUUUACAUAUUACAAUAGAUUUUCUAUAAGUAUCCAGAGUAUCCUACAUGACUUUGUAGCAGUAGAAAAAAUAUUUAUUAUUUCUAUUGUCAUAUAAUUCAAUAAAUAUAGUUCUUCGUAUUUAAGUAUUAUUUACACUAUGCCCUAUGCGUCCUGUAUAUAAUGGCCUAAUAAAUAUCUUGAAGGCGUCAAUAUGCACAGUUAUGUUUAAAGAUUAUAAUAAUCUUAUUAUAAUAAUAUGUAAGCCACUUACAAUUAUCUCUGAGAUACGUUAAAUUUGAUGGCAUGUAGAGUGAUGCGUUUUAAAUCCAAAUUGAUGUUUCAGGAUGAUUUGUAUGAAUGAUUUUAGUCUAUUGAGCAGUAUUCUUUCGUAUAGUUUUGAUAAUGAAGGAAGAAGGCUAAUUGGUCUGUAACUUGAUGGAGAGUGGGCCAGUUUCCCUGGUUUAUGUAUUGGGAUUAUGAUGGUGUGUUUCCAGGAUGACGGAAAUGUUCCGAGACGCAUGGCUGAAUUGUAAAGGCUAGCUAGAUAGGAUAGUACUUUGGGUGUUACGUUUUUUAAGAUUUUAUUGGUGAUUAGGUCGUGGCCUAGGCUUUUUUUAUUUGCUAAUUUGACAAUUAUUUGUUGUAUUUCAAUAAGAUGUAGGGGAAAUACUGUCAUUUGGAUCGACAUUGGUACAUUUGGUAGGUGGUAAAUAUCAGGGUGCAUGGCGUUUUGAUCGUUGUAAACAGUAUCUUCAUCUACGGAGUUGAAACAGGAUGCGAAAUGGUUUGCGAGGACUUCGGUCUUUUCGGCGUUUGUUUCGAAUUUGGCUGGUCCGUUUUUCAGAAGGGGAAUUACGUUAUGUUGUUUAAGUAAACGUUUGGUGGCUAGCCAGAGACUCGAGUUUACAAUAAUAACACAUACAAUGUUGUCGUAGUAUUUGAUAUUUAUUCUUCGUCUGCGGGCCGCCAUUUAGUGACCCAUAGUCUAUACACUAUACCUAUCUUUGUUAAAUUUAUUUUUAUAUAAAUGAUAAAAAGGUACAAAUGUUAUGAACUAUAGCCUAUAGGUAAAAUGUAAGAACUUAAUAUAAUUUUAAGACAUCAACACUAUGGAUAUAAGUGUAAAUUGGUUAAAUUUGUUGAGGGGGAGGCUUCAACCUUUAAAUAUCGAAGAAAAUCUACGAAGUGGAAAACCUCAUACUCACCUGUAAUAAUGUUUAACUAAGUACGAAAUAUCUACUUAUUUCUUAAUUUUAAUACCCCUAAAUUAUAGCAACAGUUUUUGUGCAAUUGUAAAUUUUUUCCUCUUCACAUUUUUUAAUUUUUGUCAGUAAUAUUUACGAUUCAUAAUAGUUUGAUAUUAUAUAUUAUAUAGUUUUAUAUUUUUUUUGUAUAUUACUGCAUAUUUAAUAUAAAUUCUUAAUGGUGUAUAAUGUAUAUAUGUAUACAUAAAUAUUAUAUCAUUUAUAUCAUUAUAUAUAUAUUUAUUUUUUUUGUUUUUAUUGAAAAUUUACUAUCUGUAUUCGAUAACAUAAUAAGUAAAAAAGAUGACUAACAUAACACAUAUGUAAUAUAUAUAUAAAAAAAACAACACAUGAAGCACACGAUGAGGGGAAUCAUCCAGCGAUGGUACCCUCUGGUAAUUUUGUUUUAAUUUAUAUUAAUUUAAUAGGUCACGGGCGUCACGGCACCAGUUCCUUUUGAGGCGGCGUGGAGGGUUGUGAGGAAGAGUACGUGAUGAUAGGGGGGGCCCAUAAAGGAUUGGGAUGGUGUUACAGGUUAGAAUGAAAUGUUUUAUAGUAUAAUUUGGCUAGUUGGUCAACUGUUGCAAUUUUUAAAUCAUUAUGUAGGGAUUUAUUUGUUACGUACGAGGGGGCCGAGGCUAUUAGCCGAAGAGUGAUGGACUGGGAGGCUUGGAUGGUGGGACUUGGGAUGGUUUGGCACAUCCCCAGAAUAAGCAUACCAUACUCCCAAAUGGGUCUGAGUAGAGACUUGUAUAGUGUAGAUUUUGUAUGAAUUGAGUGUUUAGAUUUGAGAAGUGAUUUAAGCAGAUGAAGGCGGUUAUUGAGGAUUAUACGUUUGGACUUUAUAUCUAUUUAUUAGGUACCUAAAUGUUUUAAUAAAAAUAUCCAACAUGAAAUUUAACUAUUUUAACUGAUACAUAAUAUAUAACAUAUUGUGUUUUUUUAUAUUUAUAUUCAGCUAGGGUGUGCCGUGAGGAUUUACCCAUUAUGAUAUCUCCUGAAAUAAUGAAGAUAUCAUAGUUCUGGUUUUUAAUAAGAUUCACAGGGACAAGAACUACAACAUUUCAUUUUUUAAAUUUAUUAUAAUGUUUUGGUAAAAAAGUUAAAAUAUAUAUUUUUUUAUUAAUUAUUUUCAAAAAUAUUGAAGAUAGUCAUUUUGUAGAGUUCAUUUUUCUGAAAAUAUUGGACUUUCAACAUUUUAAUUUUAUUAAUCUCCUGAUUUUUAAUAUUUUUUCUAGUUUCAAAAAAAAACUGCGAAUUAUUUACGAGCACGUGAGCCAUAUGUUUAAUACAAUGAUAGGUACCAUUAUCGAAUUAAAUAAUUCACAGUUUUUUUUACCGUCUAGAUUUCAAAUUGACGGCCCUUAUUAAGUUCUGAGAAUUCGUCAACACAAAUCGAUAUGAAUAUAAAAUACUGUAGGAUCUUUACAUCAUGUCAUUCGAUUUCUAGCUUAAUAAUUAAUUCAGGUUCCACUUGGCCACCUAAAUACACAUUUUGACAUCAAAAAUAUUGUAUUGAUAAUAAAUUAUUUCCAAUUACCAAUACAUUAUUAUUUAUUUAUUUAUUACUAAUAGCUAAUAGUAAUAAUUAUAUAAAAAUAAAUUUAAUAUUACUUUUGGCUAUACUGUUUUUCACCCACGUGCUCGAUAACAAGUAAUACUAUCACAUCCCAGAACAAUAAUAAUAGUAAUAAUAAUAACAAUAAACAAUUUUAUUAUCAUCAAUAUAAUAUUAUCUACUUACUUAGUAGAAUGAUACUAUGAUAGUGUAGUUAGUAGUUGUUCUUGGUGUUCGUUGUACUGUUCGUAGUUAAUAGUUUAAUAUUUUACUUCUUACUACUGACUUCUAGUCUAUACUCAGUCUAUUAUUAUUAUUAUUAUUAUUAUAUUUUGUAUUAUUACUUGUUAUUUUAAAUUUAAAUUUUUGAAGAAAUGUGAAUGAUAUUAUACAUUUUAAUUCCGCUAUACAAGUACACUAUCUCACAAAUGCUGAUUUAAAAAUCCAAGUCAACUGUCAAACAAUGUUUCAUUUUAUACAUUAAUGUUUUUUGUUAUGAAAUAUCAUAGUGAUUUUAAUUAAUACAGUGUUCACUUCACAAUAAUACAUCGAAGUCAAAUUAUUAAUAAGGACUUUUUUUACUUAAUCAAUGUUCUAAUUUAAUAUUAUAUUUUGAAUUGUGGUGUUACGAACUAUCUAUUUCAAUAGAUUUUAAAAUAUUUACAAAUUAA
Rhopalosiphum padi (bird cherry-oat aphid) is the source of this 5734-nucleotide messenger RNA. Its product is annotated as longitudinals lacking protein, isoforms A/B/D/L-like. The record is from RefSeq and is a predicted model, not a curated record. Gene Ontology annotation, cellular component: nucleus. Gene Ontology annotation, molecular function: protein binding. The coding region runs from base 367 to 1632 and encodes 421 amino acids. NCBI's taxonomy places the organism in Eukaryota, Metazoa, Arthropoda, Insecta, Hemiptera, Aphididae. The transcript is spliced from 5 exons. Gene Ontology annotation, biological process: regulation of transcription by RNA polymerase II.